CGAAAAUAUUGGGUGAAGCAUUGAAAAGUGUUGACGCAAUCCGCAAAUUUCCGAAACCACAAAUAAUGUUAUCCAAUUUAGCAGAAAGCAGGAAAUAGAAAAUCAGACGAAAAUGGAGGCAACACUUUCCCUUUGUUGUUCAUCAGUAAUUCGAAGGCUUCCACUCUCUUCCAGCUUAUCCUUCUUAGCUUCGAAGUCUAAUUACAAUACAUCAGUUGUGUUGAAGAAAGCCAGAAUCAGCAGCAGAAGAACAAAGGGUUUCACCUGCAAGGCCUUCUUUGGACUUGGCGUGCCCGAACUUGUUGUCAUUGCAGGAGUUGCUGCCCUCGUUUUUGGUCCCAAGAAGUUGCCCGAAGUUGGUCGCAGCAUUGGCAAAACCGUCAAAAGCUUCCAACAGGCAGCAAAGGAGUUUGAGACCGAGCUAAAAAAAGAACCUAAUUCCACAGAAGAAAUUCCUGUUACGAGUGACCAGGAGGAGCAAGACAUUAAGGUUUCUAGUACAAAGGAAGAUAGUGCAUGAGACAUUGAUAUUAUAUUCGAAUUAGACAUGUCUUAAUAAAAUUGUACCAUGGCGUUAUGCUAUGCAUUUAAAAGUACUACUUUACUAUUCUAAAAUUUAAGAUGUAAAAAGUUGUGCAAAUGCUGAGUGUUAGUAUAUUCAAUUAGUAGAGAGAGUUUGUAUUUCUAGACCUUUUUUUCGAAUUCCUUGGAAUGUCUGAGCUAACCAACUUGAACUACCUUCAUCCGAAAAGAUAUGCAUUUCAUGCAAUUCAAAUAGUCAAAAAGUAA
This is a messenger RNA of Cicer arietinum (chickpea), 789 nucleotides long. RefSeq names its product sec-independent protein translocase protein TATA, chloroplastic-like. Lineage: Eukaryota; Viridiplantae; Streptophyta; Magnoliopsida; Fabales; Fabaceae. The record is from RefSeq and is a predicted model, not a curated record. Gene Ontology annotation, cellular component: membrane. Gene Ontology annotation, biological process: protein transport by the Tat complex.